CACGGAGAUAUAAAGCAGAACCGGACUGUCAAUGGAAAGAGUAUCCUGACUUCGUCCAACCUACUUAUUAUCAUCAACAAGAACUUUAAACUCAACAAUCAAGACCAUUGGUCCUCCAUCAUGACCUACCUAACCACCCUGACAAAGUACCUCACCCUCUCCUCAGGUGAGAAUAUCUUCUACCGCGAAGCUGGCCUCAAUACCUCGCCCACCAUCCUCCUCCUCCAUGGCCUCCCCUCUUCCUCACACCAAUACCGCAACCUGAUCCCUAUCCUCUCCCCACACUACCAUAUCAUUGCACCCGACCUUCCAGCUUUCGGCUUUACUAGUGUACCCGAAAACUACACCUACACCUUCGACAACAUCGCCAAUUCCAUCGACACCUUCCUAACCUGCCUGCGCAGUACAGCAUAUAUACUUGCACUACCGGUAAAGCACCCCGGGAAGAUCCAAGCCAUCAUUAGCCAAAACGGCAAUGCCUACGAUGAAGGCCUCGGCACGUUCUGGGAUCCUAUCAAGACAUUGUGGGCAUCCGGGAACGCUACCUCCGCCCGCGAUCCUCUCGGCCCUAUCGUCGAAAUUGCGGCCACAAAGAGCCAGUACUUUGGCGGCACUGUCGACGCCUCCGCCAUCGCUUCAGAGUCUUACUCCUUGGACCAGUAUCUCCUCGACCGUCCGGGGCAUAAGGAGAUUCAGCUGGACAUAUUGUAUGACUAUGGGACGAAUCCACCGCUGUAUCCUAGCUGGCAGAAGUGGAUGAGGGAUAGUCAGGUCCCGGUACUGGCAGUCUGGGGCAAGAAUGAUCCCAUAUUUUUCUACAAUUCGCCGAAUAGUGAGGUGCAUUUGCUUGAUGGGAGUCACUUCAUUGUUGAAAGUCAUGUCGCCGAGAUAGGAGCACUCAUGAUCAGUUUUCUUAAGAGACACGGAAUCUAA
Molecule: messenger RNA, 933 nt
Organism: Cucurbitaria berberidis CBS 394.84
Lineage: Eukaryota; Fungi; Ascomycota; Dothideomycetes; Pleosporales; Cucurbitariaceae
Product: alpha/beta-hydrolase
Exons: 3
Coding region: 121-933 (270 amino acids)
Molecular function (GO): epoxide hydrolase activity
Source: RefSeq, a predicted model, not a curated record